CAUUCCCGUUGGAUUCCACAACCUUCCCUCCUUUCCACCGCAAAAGCAUUCAACGCCAGAACACAGAAGAAGAAGAUCAAUCAGAAGCACGGAACGAUGUCUUGGCAGCAGUACGUCGACGACCACUUGAUGUGCGAUAUCGACGGCAACAGCCUCACCGCCGCCGCUAUCCUCGGCCAAGACGGCAGCGUUUGGGCUCAGAGCGCUACUUUCCCCGCGUUUAAGCCUGAGGAGAUUGCUGCAAUUCUGAAAGAUUUCGACCAACCCGGAACGCUUGCCCCAACCGGAUUAUUCCUUGGCGGGACGAAGUAUAUGGUGAUCCAAGGUGAACCGGGCGCUGUCAUUCGAGGAAAGAAGGGUUCGGGUGGAAUUACCAUUAAGAAGACCAGCCAGGCCCUGUUAAUCGGUAUAUACGAUGAGCCUUUGACUCCUGGGCAGUGCAACAUAGUUGUGGAGAGGCUGGGCGAUUACCUUAUUGAGCAGGGUCUCUAAUUGCUUCGGUGAGUUGAUUCUCUCCCCAAUCGUCUGCUCUUGCUGUUUUCAUUUCUAGGUUUUUGGAGACGGGGCUUGCAUCAACCGCGAUUGGACAUUGUUUUCAUCUUUUGUUCGGCAGUAGCUAGUUUAUUUGAAGUUAUGGUGAACUUGGUUUGAAAACAAAGUUGUUGCUGCUUGGGAUGUGAUGGAUUUUAUGUAUGAAAACCGUUUGUCUUUGCGUUCUGGGAUCUCUGGAUAUGGAUUGUCGUGAAUGAUAGCGUUUUAAUUUUGCAAUUAUUAUCCCAUAAAGCUAUUUUCUUC
This is a messenger RNA of Malus domestica (apple), 795 nucleotides long. RefSeq names its product profilin-3-like. The record is from RefSeq and is a predicted model, not a curated record. Gene Ontology annotation, cellular component: cell cortex. Gene Ontology annotation, molecular function: actin monomer binding. Lineage: Eukaryota; Viridiplantae; Streptophyta; Magnoliopsida; Rosales; Rosaceae.